This is a messenger RNA of Aspergillus luchuensis, 549 nucleotides long. RefSeq lists its product as uncharacterized. Bases 1 to 549 code for a protein of 182 amino acids. The transcript has a single exon. Lineage: Eukaryota; Fungi; Ascomycota; Eurotiomycetes; Eurotiales; Aspergillaceae. The record is from RefSeq and is a predicted model, not a curated record.
AUGCCCUCCCAAACAGCCUUCAUCUCCGGCCCUAUCAACACCGGCCCCAACGAGACCUACUUCCACACACAUUACCCACCUCUCCUAACCGCCGCCAUCGCCCGCAACGACUCCUUCGUCCUGGGCCCACUCCCCUACGGCGUCGACUCCGACGCCCUCUCCUUCCUUCUGCAGUACCCCGUCCCUCCGACGCGAAUCACCGUAUUCGUGACCUCGCAGGAAGACAGUCUCUGGGGAUUGCAGUUGCGUGCGUUAGGGGUCAAUGUACAUGUUGUCGAGGGGAAUAGUACCCGUGAUCGGGACGCCGCUAUGACUGCCGCCAGUACGUAUGAUAUUUUGAGGAUUAGGACGGGGAAGGAAGCGAGGGAGAUGUAUGGGGAGUUGUGUAGGGAGGGGUAUCUGACGAAUACGGAGAGGAACUGGAGGAGGCGGAGGGGUAUCGGAGAGGAUGAGAAGGUGGAGGCGGAGGUGGUUAAUGGGGAUGUUAGGGCUGGGUUAGGUGUGAAGGAGAAGAAGAGGAGGUUUCUGGGGAAGGCUUUGGGGAGGUGA